Debaryomyces hansenii CBS767 is the source of this 234-nucleotide messenger RNA. Its product is annotated as DEHA2F03916p. The record is from RefSeq and is a predicted model, not a curated record. The transcript has a single exon. Lineage: Eukaryota; Fungi; Ascomycota; Pichiomycetes; Serinales; Debaryomycetaceae. Bases 1 to 234 code for a protein of 77 amino acids.
AUGCAGUGUUUACAUAUUUCACUAGUCAUCUGUACUUCUCUCCGGAUAAAUACCUUGUUGCAUUAUGUCCGAGAAUACAUGGAGCCAAAAUCGGCAAUCUUGAAAUUUCCCAACACGUUAUGUUCGUUAAAAAGAGACUUCUUAAGCCCGAAACAAAUCGUUGGGUUUCAAGCAUUGGCCCGUUUCUCAAUGACCAAGCACAUCGACCAUUUCUAUUUCAUGGUGUUUAUGUGA